This is a messenger RNA of Prinia subflava (tawny-flanked prinia), 1223 nucleotides long. Its product is annotated as synaptotagmin-7-like. Lineage: Eukaryota; Metazoa; Chordata; Aves; Passeriformes; Cisticolidae. The record is from RefSeq and is a predicted model, not a curated record. Gene Ontology annotation, cellular component: exocytic vesicle; plasma membrane; axon. Gene Ontology annotation, biological process: regulation of dopamine secretion; regulation of calcium ion-dependent exocytosis; cellular response to calcium ion. The transcript has 4 exons. The coding region runs from base 77 to 1222 and encodes 381 amino acids. Gene Ontology annotation, molecular function: phosphatidylserine binding; clathrin binding; calcium-dependent phospholipid binding.
UCCGGCUUCUCCCAGCCCCGGCUUUUCCCCUUGGGAGCGCGGCGGGGGCGGCUCAAGGACCGCCCGGCCCCUGGCGAUGCCCGGAGCAGCGCACCUGCAGGUCUCCCUCGGCGCCGGGCUGUCCCUCCUCUGCCUCGGCGUCCUCCUGGGCUGUGCCAUGUGCUGGUGGCACCGCCGGCGCCCGGGCCGCCCCCUCGGCCGGCAGCGAGUGGAGCUGGGGGCGGCUCUGCCCGCGGCCACGGUGCCGGUGCUCGUCCAGGAGCAGCGCCCGGAGGUGACGGGAGAGGCGCGGGGUGUCCGGGAGGUUUCCCCGGCAUCGCCGGCAUCCCGCGGGGGCUCGCCGCAAGGCACAGAGCCCCUGCCCGCCCUCCCCUUCCUCCCGCAGCCGGCAGGGCUGUGGCAGCGCCGCUGCAGCAUCGCCGGCACCGGCCCCCUGUGCAGCGAGCGGAGCCCGUUGGUCCCCGCCGCCCCGGGGUCCCCGCUGCGCUGCGGGCAGCGUCCCCGGCUCCACUGCCACCUGUGCUACUCUGUGCCCGAGGCCACCCUCACUGUCAUCAUCCUCGGCGUCUCGCACCUGCCCCAGGGCCAGCGGGGCUCCCGCGUCAAGGUGUCCCUGCUGCCGCCGCUGUCCCGCCGCGUGUCCGAGCGCCGCAGGAGCCUCCGGCCCGCCCGCCGGGAGCCCAGCCCGUGCCGGUUCGGCCCGUGCGGUCCGGAGGAGCUGGGCAGCUGCACCCUGCGCUUUGCUGUGUACGCCAGGUCACGGAGCCUCCAGGAGUCCUUCGUGGGCGAGGUCCUGUUCCCCUGCGCUGAGGCCUCCUGGGACCCCUGCGUCCCCUCCAGCUACUCCUGGGAGCUGGCGAGCACCAAAACCAAGCUCAGCAAGCGCCGCAGUGCCCUCAGCCCGAGCUGCAGCGUCCUCUCCUCGUCCCCUGGAGCCACGGGCCAGCUCCUGCUGCGGCUGCAGCACCAGGCUGCGGCCGGGCGCAUCAAGGUGCUGCUGCGCAAGGCAGAGGCCCUGGGCCGGCUGUCCCGCGUGCCAGGCACCCCAGGUCACUACGUCAUCGUCCGCCUCCGCCACGGCAGCCACAUCAUCGACACCAAGGAGAGCAAGUCCGUCAGCGGCUGCAACCCCGUGUGGAACGCGCCCUUCCUCUUCAGCAUCCCCGGGGACACCCAGCAGCCGGAGCUGGCCUUGGAGUUCAUUGUCGUGCAGGUGAGGUGAC